AUGGCUCCACGCAAAGGAAAGCAGAAGGAAGAACAGCCAAUCGUCUCUCUGGGACCGCAAGCCAUCGGCAGCGAAAAUGUUUUUUAUGUGGCUCAUAUAUACGCCAGCUUCAACGACAUCUUCGUUCAUGUUACCGAUCUCUUCGGCAGAGAAACCAUUCCACGAGUGACUGGUGGUAUGAAGGUGAAAGCAGAUCGUGAUGAGGCAUUCCCCUACGCUGCCAUGUUAGCCACUCAGGAUGUGGCUGAGAAGUGCAUGCAAGUGGGCAUCACUGCUCUGCACAUCAAGCUGCGUGCCACAGGGGGAACGCAGCUUGCACGAAUUUGCGCCUCCUGCUGUACGAAUCUGAGUUCCGGUCCAUUGCGUCGAAACUUUGUUCAGUAUACGCACGAGAUUCUGGCUAACAACAUACGUGUCCGCACCCGUGUCGAUUAA
Dermacentor albipictus is the source of this 435-nucleotide messenger RNA. RefSeq names its product small ribosomal subunit protein uS11-like. Gene Ontology annotation, cellular component: cytosolic small ribosomal subunit; ribosome. Gene Ontology annotation, biological process: translation; ribosomal small subunit assembly. Gene Ontology annotation, molecular function: structural constituent of ribosome. NCBI's taxonomy places the organism in Eukaryota, Metazoa, Arthropoda, Arachnida, Ixodida, Ixodidae. The record is from RefSeq and is a predicted model, not a curated record.